Molecule: messenger RNA, 5188 nt
Organism: Aaosphaeria arxii CBS 175.79
Lineage: Eukaryota; Fungi; Ascomycota; Dothideomycetes; Pleosporales
Product: acetyl-CoA synthetase-like protein
Exons: 2
Coding region: 113-5122 (1669 amino acids)
Biological process (GO): amino acid activation for nonribosomal peptide biosynthetic process; secondary metabolite biosynthetic process
Cellular component (GO): cytoplasm
Molecular function (GO): catalytic activity; phosphopantetheine binding
Source: RefSeq, a predicted model, not a curated record
CGAGCAACGUGAAUAAAAGAGCCCCCAGCCCCGAGGACUCCCUGCCGGCAUUAUGGCCUAACCGGGUAUUGGGUCAAACUGACAAGGGGCCCACCAAUCAACGCCAAUCAUCAUGAUGUCCAAGAGCCAUGUUGAUAGUGUCUCUUCUACCAUUGCCAAUGCAAUAUCGACGGUUCUUGGGCUUGAACCUAGCGAAAUCAACUUUGUCGCACCAAAUAGCACUUUUGUCAAGCUUGGUGGCGACUCUUUGACUGCGAUCCUUAUCGCUGCAGAGUGUCAGAAGAAUGGCAUUUCCAUCUCAGCAAGCGUUUUCCUAAGAGCAUCAAGCCUAGAAGAAUCCAUCGCGAAGGCUGAAAUUUCCGCCCAGCUUCUCGACAUCGACUUGAAUACUCCAUUUACGCCUACACCAAAUUCUCUGUUACCUUCUCAGGGCCUCCCACCUUGCUCAACAGCUUUCUCGUCGCAUUCAUCAACUGAUUGCGACGGGCUUUCAUCGCUUUCGUCUUCCUACGACCAUAUUGCAACUAGCGACUUGCAAGCUUCCAACACGCUCUCUUCUUACAACGAACAAAAGAUCAUGACCGCAACGGACCUUUUAGGUCGGAUCAAUGCUACUGAAUGGACGGAGAUGCAGCUUCUUCUGCUACGGGAAACAUCCAUCGACCAGAAACGUAACAUUGUGACUGUACACGAUUUGUAUACCGGUGAAUCGGACCCUCAACAUGUCUGUAACAUCUGGAUGAACACAAUUUGGGCUGAACCAAUAUUCCAGGACUUUGUUACGGAGCUAUGCAUCCCUCCACACCAGCUCCUGCUUCAGAAAAUAAUCCAUGUAGAAUCCGAGGACGGUUUCCAAGAAGAGCUCCGUAACGCAUUUCUCGUCGACUCUGCACUAUCUAAACUGACCGUCGUGCGGCUGAAUCUGUCAUCUGUUGCGGUUGUCUGGCGUGUGCACCAUUCUUUCAUAGAUGGAUUCUCUGCUCGUCUUCUCCACGAUAAGAUUCGUCGCAAUCUCUUGUCAGGAAGAGUCAGUGUUAGUCCCGGCCCAUCAUUUAAAGAAACAGUACGUGCGCUAGGUAGAUUGAGAGAAGAGAGAAGAGAGGCCACAAGACGAUUCUGGGAAAACGAGCGAGCGAAAUUUCCUAGCGCGGUUGGCGAGCUAUGCUUGAAUCCACAGCGAGAUCAAGAUGAGUCUACAUCACAGGGGGUCAUCAACCUCAUAAUUCCGGAAGCACAACUGGCGGCUGCUCGAGCGCGGACGGGUCUUACAAGUACAAUAUACUUUGCCGCUGCAUGGGCUCUGACAUUGGGCAAAUUCAUGGAUACCGAUCAGGUCUGUUUUGGAAUGACGUUCUCGGGCCGUGAUCUACCUAUCUUGGGUGCAUUCGAUGUUGUUGGACCGCUUAUUAACAUACUUCCAUUGUCUGUACAGAUGCCGGUUGAGGGAGAACGAGAAACUUCUGUCCGAGCAUUUCUCCUAGGCAUACAAGACCGUAUCCUUGAGUUGAACGACAUUCAGUACUCGGACACAACAGAUGGAUUCGACAGGAAGUUCACUUCUAUUAUGGCCACGCAGUUUGAGGAGCUUGAAGGGUCAGACGAGUUCCCAAUAGGUGUCUCCGGCCGCCCUGACGUGCAGUCUGGGAUUGCCCUAAAUCUUAUCAUUCAUGGACAGAACUGUCUACGAGUGCUCUACUCUACUUCGAAAUAUUCUGAAGAGGAUAUGCACAAUGUUUGGUCAGUCUUUCAGAAUGCCAUGAGCUGUUUCCUACAGGAUGACGAUGAGCAACCGUUGGCAUCCGCGAUGCGACAGGGGCUCAUGCCAUUGAAGAUGGAACAGACCAUCCGAAGAUGGAGCAACUGCGAGUCUCUCGAGGCGUUGGACGAGUCAAAGGGGGACGAUCUAGUGACAUUAUUUGAAAGUGUCGUGGCAAGACAACCCACCGCUGUGGCUGUCACUCGUGGUCAGGGACAAGAUAUCUCCUAUGAUGAAUUCGACCAAUGUUCAAGCGUUGUAGCGCGGGAACUCACCUGGGUUAAGCUGAACGAGCCAGUUUGCGUAUACGCUGACCGAUCGGUCGAUUGGCUUGUUGCUAUUUUAGGCGUGCUCAAAGCAGGUGGCGUAUACACGCCAUUAGAUCCGUCGGCCCCAGCCUCCGUGCGACAUGCAAACUUCGUACAGAGUGGUGCGCGUGCUAUCAUCUUUCCCUCGAAAGCGUGCAUUUCCCCAGAUGUGUUGCCUGUUGGUUGCCGGACACUCUUCGUCGACACAGCCUUGGAGAAGAACCGGAUAGAGUCACGGCAAGAUCGUCUCACACCUUCUCCCCCAAGAAGACGCAUCGCUCGUCCAGAUGAUCUUGCCUACAUUUGCUUUACGUCCGGGUCCACUGGUCAGCCGAAGGCGGUGCAGUGUACUCACAAAGCGCUAGUAGCUUUCCAGAGAGAUUAUAUUGUUCGCCUUUGUGCUAGGAAAGGGACGGUGGUAGCUCAAGUCAUGUCGCCUGUCUUCGAUGGAAGUAUUCAUGAAAUCUUCUCCACCCUUACAUACGGUGCGACACUGCGUUUAGGCUCGAUUGACGCCCAAGACAACCCCUUUGCGCACCUUCAAGACUGCGACUCGGCUAUUUUUACUCCCUCGAUCGCGAGUGCACUUGAUGCUAACCAGUACCCUCGUCUGCGUAAUGUCUACCUGGUUGGAGAAGCCGUUCCUCAAUCCGUGUCUGAUGCAUGGACGAAGGAUCAUACUGUGUACAACAUGUAUGGUCCGACCGAAGCAACUUGCGGCGCCACAAUCAAGCAACUGGCAACAAGCAGAGCUGUUACGCUUGGCCAGGCUAAUCCAUCUUCCAGGGUAUACAUACUGGAUCGCAAUCAGUGGCUGUUGCCACCUGGUGCCGUGGGUGAGAUGUAUCUUGCUGGCAUCCAAGUAUCAGAAGGAUAUAUCAAUUUGCCUUUGGAGAACGCAAGUCGCUUUUUUUAUGACUCCGUGUUGCCCGAGGCAGAACAAAAAAUGUAUAAGACAGGCGAUUUUGCUUAUUGGGAUAGCAUGACUGGAGAAAUCUGCAUCAUUGGUCGCAAAGAUCGGCAAAUCAAGCUUCGCGGCUUCCGACUCGACCUUGACGACUUGGAAGCACAGAUUACCAAUGCGAUCCCGAGUUGUAGAGGUGCCGCUGUAUUCCGUCGGGAGGACUAUCUGGUGGCAGCGUACGCCAUGUCCCCCACCUCGAUAUAUGUGUAUAAUGAAUCAGAGGUCAAGACGUUGAUUAGGGAUGCUAUACCCCCAUACGCGAACCCACGACGAAUUCUGCCAUUUCGCGAGCUCCCUCUAACAAAAGGAGGCAAAUUAGAUUAUAAAAAGCUUGAGGAGAUUGACAAAUCCAACGCUUUAAAGCCGCAACCUUUGCAGAAGAGUAUCACGGGAACCGAGUUAAUGAUUGUACGCGCUGUGCGCGAUCUAAUGAAGCUUGACCCUAGCAUACCCAUCGAUCGAGAUUCAGAUCUCCUAGCGCUAGGUGCACAUUCGAUCGUGCAGCUACAGCUUGCAAGUCGCCUCUCUUCCCUUAUCCAACGAAAAUUUACUGUGAAACACGUUUUCGACAAUCCCGUCAUCUCGCACCUAGCAUCCUCGGUGGACGAGGUAGUCAAAGGGCAAGUGGUUGUAGACCAAGACGGAUGGGAAAAACCUGCCUGCUUUGGUCGCAGCAAAGCAGCGUCUACCUUCGAAGUGAACGAUGUAUCGCCCAUUGAGAGCGUUUGGUUCGCAAAAUAUCAGCAAAACCUCGGCACUUCAGCUUUCAAUGUGUCGCAUGUUUCGAAACUCGACGACGAAUUUGACCAGCAUGACGCACUUGUGUCUGCGUGGACAGCUGUCUUGAAAAGACACGCAAUUCUACGUUGCAGGUUUCGUCCUUCUAUGGCCGCACAUGAAGGUGUGGAGAGGUUUUACGCUGCUCAACCACCAAAAGCCUUAUAUGUAGAUUCGUUCGACGUUCGAGUUGCAAUCAAUAGCGAGUUCUCGCUCGAUUCAGAACACCCGAUACGGGUAAUAAUCUCAAAGUCCCAUAUGUUGGUCUGCCUGAGCCACAUCAUCUGCGACUAUUCAACCCUCAACCGGCUUUUGGAAGAAUUCCUCGCCGCGUACUAUCAUGAAGAUGGGGCUGGGGCAUUACUCUUGGCUUCUCAAAAAUGUUAUCAAGACACGAUGUGGGGAAAUGUCGCCAUCGAUCUAAAUACAGCCAGGUUCUGGCGAUCGUACCUUUCUGAAAUCGACUACAGUAGACUGCCUCCUUACAUGAAGAAAGCUCGAGCAUCGUACCAUGGCGCAUCGCGCAUGUUCCAGCUCUCGAAUAAUUCAGCCCAUAACCUCGAAACAGUUUCGCGAUCACUACAUCUCACCAAACAUCAAAUCGCGCUGGCUAUCGUGUCACUCAUUCUGCAGACAGACAGCUCGACCAAACAAGAUCUGAUAUUAGGCGGUCCGUACAUAGGACGACAAGAGGGCGAUAUGAGUACCAUUGGGCUGUUUUUACAGCCACUACCAAUACGAGUUUCAAGGCAAUCAAAAUUGGGGGAAGCCCUUGGUGACGCACCCGUGAGGAAUUUUCUACUCACAGUCCAAGAUUCUGCGCGGUCUGCUCUCAGUCACGGUAUCGAGUGGGCCUCGUUGCUACACCUGCUCUCCUUAUCAGAUGACAAUAAUUUACGCUCAGCCACUACCACACCGAGCCCGAACCACCCGCUGGUCGAUGCCAUGGUGACCUUCCAUGAGCGCAGCGUAACCGGCAAGGCAUCAUUACUCACGGAUGGGGUUAUAGCGGGAGUCGAACCUCUGGUUACCUGGGCCGAGGGCGCCAAAUUCGGCAUCAUGUUUGAGUUUUCAGCUGUUAGAUCAUCGGUGCUUACACUUCGAAUCGAAUACGACACUUUGGUCUUUUCGGCUGAUGAGGUGAUGGCGAUGACUACACGAAUCAACACUGCGUUGGAAGGUUUAUGUGAGAGUAUCGCAUCAUCAACAAAGGUUCGAGACCUGGAGGAUAGACUUUUGCAUGCUAGUGAUCUUGUACACAAUAGAAACGAAAUUAAGGGCGUAAAGUUUGGGAGUCCCUUGGCGAGUUUAUCGUAGAGUGCGUCUAGGUAUGCUUCUUAAUCAAGCCAUAAUCUUUUCAAGGACUAUAAAGAUUUAAACUGA